Messenger RNA from Porites evermanni, 3729 nucleotides. The record is from the annotation of a GenBank genome assembly. NCBI's taxonomy places the organism in Eukaryota, Metazoa, Cnidaria, Anthozoa, Scleractinia, Poritidae.
AUGUCUACUUAUAUAAUGGGGUGAGUCUAUUCUCUGUUUACUAAGGUCCAGCUGUGUGGUGAUAGGUUAGGACUAUUGAGGUCAAUUUUCCCUUUCUUGUGGAUAGAUUUUCCAUAACUGAAGUGAUAAAUUCAACAAUUAAAAUAACAAUACAACGAAUUGAACUGGGUAAUGACCACCCGUACACUUGAAAGUGUACUAAAAGAGACAGUCACAUCAACCAACAUGCAUAACAACCAUCUACCAAACAAACCUACUUUAUAUAGAGUUUCCCUUACUUUCAGUUCAACAAUGACACAAGCAAAUGAACAAAACACCAAAAUUGACCAUCCCUACAUUUUAGUAUAUCCAGAAAAAGUUUUUGUCAUUCCAAGAUAAGGUAAUAAAAUUAAUUAUGAAGAUCAGAUCAAACGUUAGGAUUAUCAAUACAUCCAUAAGCACAACUGGUUCUUCAAGUCAGUGGUUGGGUGUGGGGCUAACAACUGCACCCUGAAAAAUAACAACAUGCUACUGAAACUGCAAUAACACUACCCACAGAAACCCUGGGUCCAAUAUGAAAUUCAAACCAAACCAGAGGCACCAAAAACAUUAUUUGAAAAAUAUUAUCCGACUUACAAAAUACAUAUAUCAUCCCAUACAAAUUCCUCUAUCAUUAUCAUUAUUAUUAUUAUUAUUAUUAUUAUUAUUAUUAUUACAUAUCAUUUAAAUUACUGAAUAAGAUGUAUUUAGUCUUGGCAUAGUGUAUUAUUCCCCUAGUAAAAACUGUAUGCCAGAAACUGUAAGCUUCUUUUCUAAUUAUGUUGCUGAAUUUUGUUCAUCAGAUGUGUAGCUCAGAAGGGACGCAGAGAUGAAUUGGAAAGGACACUGGUGAGUUAAUUCAUGUACUCAGAGGGUGUUGUUUCAUGUGAGCUAGUUUAUAUUCAAGUUUGACGAAAAUUCAUGAUUCUUAGUAAAAGUGAGAUAUUGGUUGGGGUUUCACCUAUCUCGACUCUUCUACUUGAAUGGCCAAAUCUAACCAUUACAUGUCAUAGCAAGCACAUUCAAAAGUAUUGGAUGCUGACCAUAAUUAUAGAUGUUUUAGUGUGUGUAAUGAAAAAAAUUGUAGACAUUUCAAUCAGGAUUGAAAUCGUUCCUAUAUUUGACUUCCAAAUCAAUGUCCACAUACACAUAGAAGAAGAAAAAAUCAGCCAUUUUGGGUCACUUUUUUCCGUUUAUUUUCAGGGAGUAAUACAGAUAACAACAUCUAAUACACUGCAUUUUUUUUACUCACCCCAAUUAGCUGUCAUGUGAUAUUGUGAGGAGGAGGAGCAAGAGCUGAUGUCUUCUUAUCAAAUGGUGUGAGUCUAUUCUUUUUUUACUAAGGUCCAGCUAUGUGGUGAUAAGUUAGGGUUUUCGAGGACAAUUUUUUUCCUUACUUGUGGAUAGAUUUUCCAUAACUGAACUGAUAAAUUCAACAAAACAACUUCAACAAAUUGAAAUGAGGGAAUGGCCACCUAGAUACAUUUGAAAGUGUACUAAAAUACACAAUCGCAUCAACCAAAAAACAAUAAAAUAAAUCACCAGAUGAAGAAACAUGCCAGUACCUUUCAGGACAACAUGGACAACAACCGUUCACCAAACAAACCAAUUAUUGUAUAUACUGUGUCCCUUGCUCGCAGUUUUAAAAUCACACAAUCGAAUAAAGGAAGGAUACUACAAAACACCAAAACUGACAAUCCAAGAAGAAGUUUCUGUCAUUACAAUGUAAAGUAAUGCAAUUAAUCAUAAAUAUCAGAUCAAAAGUUAGGAUUAUCAAUACAUCCAUAAGUACAACUGGUCCUUCAAGUCAGUGGUUGGGUGUGGGGCCAACAACUGCACCUCGGAAAACAACAAGACGUUACUGAAACUGCAACAACAUUACCCACAGAAACCCUGGGUCCAAUAUGAAAUUCAAACGAAACCAGAGGCACCAAAAACAUUAUUUGAAAAAUAUUAUGCGACUUGCAAAAUACAUGUAUCAUCCCAUACAUCCCUCUAUUAUUAUUAUUAUUAUUAUUAUUAUUAUUACAUGUCAUUUAAAUUACUGAAUAAGAUGUACUUGGCACAUUGUAUUAUUCCUCCAGUAAAAACUGUAUGCCAGAAACAAUAAGCUCCUUUUCUAAUUAUGUUGCUGAAUUUUGUUCAUCAGAUGUGAAGCUCAGAAGGGACACAGAGAUGAAUAUUGGAAAGGACAAUGGUAAGUUAAUUCACUUACUCAGGGUGUGUUGUUUCAUGUGGCUUGGUCUAUAUUCAAGGUUGAGGAAAAUUCGUGAUUCAUAGUGAAAGUGAGAUAUUGGUUGGGGUUUCACCUAUCUUGAAUCUAAAUUUACUACUUGAAUGCCAAAAUCUACUACUUGAAAUUAAAUGCCAAAAAUCAAAAUUGAAUGGCAAAAUCUACUACUUGAAAUUCUACCACAUUGAAUGCCAAAUCUACUACUUGAAUGCCGAAUCCAACCAUUACAUGUCAUAGCAAGCACAUUCAAAAGUAUUGGAUGCUGACCAUAAUUAUAGAUGUUAUGGUGUGCGUAAUGGAAACAACUGUAGACGUUUCAAUCAGGAUUGAAAUCGUUCAUAUAUUUGACUUCCAAAUCAAUGUCCACAAACAUGUAGAAGAAAAGAAAUCAGCCAUUUGGGUCACUUUUUUGCAGUUUAUUAUAAGGAAAUAAUGCAGAUAACAACAUCUAAUACAUUACAUUGUUUUUUACUCACCCUAAUUAGCUGUCAUGUAGUAUGGUGAAAUUGUUUGGUCAACAAGAGGAGCAGAUGUCCUGCUUACAAAAUGGGGUGAGUCUUUUGUUUAUUUACUAAGGUCCAGCUAUGUGGUUAUAAGAUAGGACUACUGUAGUCAAUUUUCCCUUGAUUGUGGAUAGAAGUGAUAAAUUGAACAAAACAACUACAACAAAUUAAAAUGAGGGAAUGACCACCUAGAUGCAUUUGAAAUAAUGCAAUAAAAUAAGUCACCAGAUGUAGAAACAUGCCAGUACAUUUCAGGACAACAUGCAUAACAACCAUUCACCAAACAAACCAACUGUAUACAGUGUAUACUGUGUCCCUUGCUUGUAGUUUUACAAUCACGCAAACAAAUAAUCAGAGGAUACAACAAAACACCGAAAUUGACCAUCCAAAAACAGGUUUCUGUCAUUACAACAUAAAGUAAUACAACUAAUCAUAAAGAUCAGAUCAAACGUUAGGAUGAUCAAUACAUCCAUAAGGUGCAGGGCUAACAUCCACCCCAAAAAAUAACAAGAUGUUACUGAAACUGCAACAAGAGUAUCAACAGAAACCCUGGGUCCAGCAGGAAACUGUAGCCAAACCAGUAGCACCUGAUGACAAUAUUGGAGAUAAACGCCUAUGUCCAGAGGUCCAGAAUUUGAAUCAGAGCUUUCUGGGACCAAAAACUACCAUCCACAUUGAAGCCCCAUGUUCGAAAAAUCUCCAAAACAGUGCAGGGCAUCGAGGAAUGCACAACUACAACUUGGACCUCCUCUGUGUGAGCAAAUGUCGGUGGACUGGGUCUGGACGUAAGGUGUCGUGCAGUGGCUCAGCUAACCAUUUCUGAGGAAAAGACAUUCAAGGGUUUGCCUCGAGAUUUUGUAAUUUUACCUUUUGCGUUGUUUAUGUGCUCCUAGCUAUGGGGCAGAGGAAGAGGACAAUGGUGGCUUUUACGUGCAACUGCAACUGCAGUCUCCAACGUCCCACAGCAUGACAUGA